Molecule: messenger RNA, 393 nt
Organism: Strongylus vulgaris
Lineage: Eukaryota; Metazoa; Nematoda; Chromadorea; Rhabditida; Strongylidae
Source: the annotation of a GenBank genome assembly
AUGAAGAAAGAGCGACGGCGAAUAUGGGAGUUGUCAACGGUAGGACUCAUGAAGGAAUCGAUCACAUCACCAUCAACCGAAGAUGGUGUUAACGAUGUCUCCUUGAACGAGAUCCUUCAGCAGUGGUCCAGAUCACCGUUUCCUCUGGCCAAAAGCAGGAAAGAAGUUAUAUAUAACGGCGUCACACGGGAGGAUCCCAUUUGUGGCUCGCCCAUCGAGGACUACACUGAGAGCCUGUGGUGGAAGUGUCUCAAUGUCUCGAAAAAGGACUUGGAACGAGCUUUGACAGCCACCAAGGAUCUGCUUGAGAAGAGAGCACUGAGGCUAGAUCCGACUGCAUCACACCUCGGACGAGUGAUAGUCAAUACCGGUCGCAGAAGAGCUUUGCAAUAA